AUGGUUGCCCGAUGGCACUUGGGCCGACUAUGGUCACAAUUCAUUUAUGAUUAUCCUGUGCCAGUAUUCGUGAUCUCAAUUCUUCUCACAUCUGUCCUUCCAUUGAUCAGUCUUUACUUCAAUCGGGUGCUUUUGUCCGAAAACGCUGAAGUGGGCUUUGACACAUCGAACACCGAAUAUUCGGGACAACGACAGGCCUGGAAGAAGCUUUCAUAUAUCCUGCAAUCAACGAACAGAGUACAACUUGGUCAAACAAAUUCCUCAUCAAACACUACAGUGGUGAGCAGAAAAAGAAGAGAUCUCUCGUUGGCUGAUGAAUAUUUUCCUGAUGAUCAAUUCAUUUCCACAACUGAUCUCACAAGUAGAAUUGAGGCGAUUCAGAAGUCUCAAAUUAGCCGAAUUCGAAGACGGCGAGGAUGGACAGAAAAUCUCGUCUCAGCAUUUACAAACGUUCCUUGUUAUGAGGCACCAUUACCAUUGAUGAAUCAUCUCUCCCAACUCGUUGUUGAGGUACCCGGUUAUGAAGCGAUUUGGGAUCUGAGUUUCUUGAAGAAACUUUGCGGCUUGCAUCAUGGAAUCGCCGAUGCGGUGAAACCGUUUGAGAGCUAUACACCUUACAGGAAUGUCUACAGUUUGGCUAAUUCCUUUGCCUGUUUGUCUCCAAAUUUUCUUGUCAAUUGCACCGAGUUGACGCCGGCUGAUGUGAAUGUGGUGAGAAAUCUCGUUGAUUUCUGCUUACCUCAUCGUCGGAAGAUCAUCGAUUGCCGCUUGACUUGUGGAGAUAACUGUACAGACAGUUCUUGUCCGGAAAUCCCGCAGAAUUGCUCAACAGCAAUGAUGAGUGAUCUCUUCUAUCGAAUAUUACCGACAAAUAUCCAUGCGAGACCACUCUAUGUCAACACCUUUUUGCCAGUUUUCACAAGAAUGGGCUACGCAACACAAAACAUUUGGUUACCCUUGGUGCAUUACGAUCAACUAGAAGUGGCAAUUACAAAUUAUACAAGCACUGUUGGAUUAGAGAUGAAAGGACUUCUAAUGGAAUUGAAACGUGAUCGUCUUCUAUCAGCUGCAAUCAAAGAUUCGUUUUAUUCCUUUUUGGCCGCCUUUCUUGUCAUGUUUUGUGUGGCUCUUCAUUCAAGAAGUGUCCUCUUUUCAGUGGCUGUCCAAGUGCAGCUACUACUAUCAGUGCUUUGUGCUCUAUCAAUCUAUGCGCUUUUCACUCCCGAUUUCCCUCUUCUCAAUCUCGUCAUUUUUGUCUUAUUGAUCGCUGUUGGAUCAGAUGAUGCUUUUCUUCUUCAUUCACAUUUCCCAGAACAGCUCAACGAGGAAAAUUUCCAUGAGGCUCUUGCUCACACCGCCUCCACGAUGUUCUUAACCUCAGCCUCCACAGCUGUGCCAUUCUUUGUCAAUAUUUGGUCAAAUGUCAUUGUUUUCAGAUGUUUUGGUUUAUUUGCCGGUUUAACGAUGAUCAUCAAUUUCCUGCUGGUCAUCUCAUAUCUACCCGCUUAUCUCAUCAUUCAGAAAAGAUAUUUUUCUUGUUUACCCAAACUUCCCGAUGUUUCUCGUUUUUGUUCAUCCUCAUUAAAAGUGGUUUUUCCUCAAGUUCUGAUACAAGGUCGUCUUCUGUGGUUGGCCUCUCUCUCCAUGCUCGUUGUCUCUUGUUUUUACGUGACACUCCAAUAUUUCUCUCUCCCCAAAUACAAUCCACUGCAGCUUUUCAGAGCUGAUAAUCCACAUGAAUGGUACGAUAACCAUGCUCAACCUUUAUUCGAGUUUGUGGAGGCAAAAAUCGCGAUUCCUCUGCAUGCUCGACUUGUCUGGGGGAUUAAACCAGUUCAACAGCCGGCUAUGUUCCGUGAAUUGACCGAUCCACCCUUACAAGAUGAUCGAUCGUUUUCGAUGGCUACCGUACCCGAUGUUAAAAAGUUGGCAAGAACUUUAGCAAGAAUCCGAGCGUUGCCUUUUGUCGAGCAUCCGCAUCCAUAUUGGCCUGAGCAAUUCUUAAGUUGGAGCAAUCGUUAUGUCUGCAAUGAUGGACUCCUUUGUUGUAAUAUUUCUUCUCCACUUUUCACCAAUUCCUAUCUCGAUUAUUGUCUACGUAACUCAACUUCUUAUAUUUUCACUCAAUACAACGAUACUCCAAUCUUUGAUGCAAACGAUUUUCGGCUAAUUGGAUACACCGCACUAUUGCCAACAAAACUACGAUAUGCUCAUGUUUUCAAAAAUCUCUCAAUGUCAUUUGCUCAAUUCGAUGAUGGGUUGAGAUUGGAAAAUGGAGGAUGGUACACAACGGAAUGGUACUUGAUGUCAACUUGGUUCGACUUACAGAGAUCAAUUGUAAUUGAUUGUAAGAGUAGUGUGAUCAUUUCACUCAUUGUUGUCUCAUUGAUGGCUUUGGCUGUUCUGCGGUGGCAAGCAUUUGCUUGUCUUCUCUGUAUCUGUGCAAUCAUCAUUGUCUCUGUGGGAGUUGUCGUCCUUCUCGGAUGGGUACUCGGGGUCCUCGAAGCAGUGAUUCUUGUCUUGAUCGUCGGUCUUUCCUUUGAUUUCACCCUGCAUUUCGGUGCUUCUCUUCCUCCAAUCGGCUGUCCAAAUCAUCGUGUUGAAAAGGCAUCAAUCCUUUCAGUGGCACCCGUUUCCCUAGCCGCACUCUCAUCGAUUAUUGCUGGAGUUCCGAUGCUUCUCUGCAAGACUCAUGCGUUCUUUCAGGUUGGCGUUUUCUUGGUCGUUUCGAUGUCCGUUUCAUGGUUAUUCGCGAAUUUCUUCUUCCUUCCAUUGCUCACUUUCACUCUUUCGCGGAGACAAAAAUGUGAUCUUUGCGAUCAAAAGGAUUUCCAAAUGGUGCCCAAAUUU
Mesorhabditis belari is the source of this 2850-nucleotide messenger RNA. Lineage: Eukaryota; Metazoa; Nematoda; Chromadorea; Rhabditida; Rhabditidae. The record is from the annotation of a GenBank genome assembly.